CAGGAGAAACGGUGAUAUAGCACCAACAGCGACAUAGAUCUACUUCCUCAAAGGAAUUUACAAUGUGAGGCAUCUAGGACUUUCCAUGGCAAAUAAGUCCCCGGCCAAAUAACAUCAGAGAACUGCUAAAAUGAGCGCCCAGCUGGAAAUCUAUGGAUCUGGAAAGUGAAGGAGCACCUCAUUCCAGAGCCACCCCCGACCACCUGAAGCGAACAGAGAUGGGUACCACGAUGGAGUUCUCCUUCAAAGUGGAGGAAUUCCGGUCGGAGUUGACCUCGAGGGUUACCGAGGAAACCGACAUCCGCCCCACGGCGGAAGCGAGAAGCGGCGUCGGCCACGAGGUCUCCCUGAAGGUGGAGGCGAUCCGGGGCAUCCUGAAGAGGAACGACAGCGGCGAGUCCUGCAGUUCGAGUCCCGGAAGCAGCAGCGAGAACAGCGACUACUCGAUCAGCAGCAGCGGCAGCGUCAGGAGCGAGGAGUUUCCGUCGGACGUCGACAGCGACGCCUUCCUAGACUGCGGACACGACGACUUCCCAUUCUGCCACUGCCUGGACGAGAAGGUGGGCUGCGCCCAGGGGUUCUACUGCGAGCACGACGACUUCCCCUUCUGCGACUGCCUCUCCAAGGCCGUCAACAACCAGACCAAGAAGACCAGCCUUCGCUUCCGGCACGGCGAGAGUCGGAGACGCCGAGGGUACGACAUCGGCGCCUCCCUCAGCGCCUUCCGAGACGGCGGUCUCGAGGUCUUCGACGAGACCGAGGAGUCCGACUUCCAGGAAUCCGACUUCCAGGAAUCCGAGACCGAGGCUGAGACUCCCAGGGGGCUCGAGACCGAGGGGGACUCCGACGACACGGAGGGGGCGGGGCCCGAUUCCGAAAUGGAGGGAGCUGUGGGGUAUUCCGACAGAGAGCCUGAAGAAGCCACCAGCUCCAUGGGGCUCCUGGCACCUCCGGGCCAGUCCCGCCGGGCGUCCAUCGUGACGUGCAACAGCAGGAGGGCCUCGUUGCAACCAAACACCGACCCCAUCAGGAUAGCCGUGUUCGGGACGGAUGGCGUCGGCAAGUCAGCCCUGAUCGUAAGACUGCUGACUGGGAGAUUCAUAGGCGAAUACGACCCGACAAUGGAAGCCGUGUACAGCUACCAGAUCCCUCUGCCGGGUCAUGACCUUCCCAUGCAGGUCAUGGAUACGGCAGGUCACGUAGACGUGGUGGACGAGGGACGCGAAACUCAGGUGUCCUGGGGAGAGGGAUUCCUACUAGUCUUCUCUCUGACGUCCCACGAUUCCUUCGCCGCUCUAAGUCGAUUGCGUCGGGUCAUCCUCGAGCUGACACCCGGGGCGCCUCGGCCAAUGGUGGUUGUGGGCAACAAGGCUGACCUCAGCCACGCCCGGCAGGUCAACGACCAAGAAAUCAGGGAACUGACGGACUGCUGGGGAUGCGACUAUUUCGAAGUGGCAGCUCCCGAGCCUUGGGAUGUGGUGGUUAGGCCAUUUACGGCCCUCUAUCAGUCCAUACUGGAGGGGCGAAGUAGUCGAUGACGUCAGCAACUGCUGCCAGAUUGCGGAAUGAUCAACAAUAAAUGAAUGCGUCAAUGCGUGUUCAUUAAUUUUGUUAUUGUUGUUGUCCAGAAUGUGAUUACGCAUAUUUAAGGAAUAUGAAUAUAACGUUAAAUGUGACGUUUUCUCUAUUUUCGAAUUAGUGACUACUUAAAAUCUGUAAUAUGAACGUUUAUGUGAACGUGAACUUCUGAAUCUAAUACGUAGUGCGACUAUCACUCAAACUAGCCGAAACAUUUAACUCUGAAAAUUAUUUUGUCGUAGUAACACUUUGUGAUUGUUUAAAUGUCUUUACUAUUCCAAGCAAUUUUCUUUUGUUUCCUUUGUCACACUUGUAAAAAUUUGUGCGUGGGUAAGGGGCAAACGAAUUCGUGAGCAGCUGAUGGCGAGGAUGGUAAUGUAAAGUAUCUUCAGACAAUAAACCACGCCCACCCACCCCCCCCCCCCCCAACCCCCACCAACCCAUUGUAGUUGGUACGGGCACUGGCCUUUUGAACAGCCUGUAACUGGAGCAGUCUAUGGGACAGAAAAACAGAGAAAAGGACAAAUUAGAUAACAGGCAAGUUUGCAACUCAUUUAAACCUUGCAGUGUGCCAGUACCCAUCAGUAGGAAAGAAAGUGUUAGAGGCUACAGAGUCUCAGUCAAUUGGGAGAGGACUGAGAAGAUCGGGGAGAAGUUACAAGUGUUUAGUGCAAGGAAAAGAAAGGUCACUUGGCCAUCAGCGAGGCAAAAAAACUGCCAUAGACCUUCGGCGUCUGUUGUGAGCGGCAGUGGGUUACAAAGAGGCCCGAAACGCCAGAGGAAUGAGUAGAUAGAUAUCUUGACAUAAGAAAAAUUUUACUUCAUGGCAAAAGCAAUGUCACUGUAUCUUUCUGAUUUAUGAAGCUCAGCAA
Molecule: messenger RNA, 2450 nt
Organism: Macrobrachium nipponense
Lineage: Eukaryota; Metazoa; Arthropoda; Malacostraca; Decapoda; Palaemonidae
Exons: 3
Coding region: 153-1538 (461 amino acids)
Molecular function (GO): GTPase activity; GTP binding
Source: RefSeq, a predicted model, not a curated record